Gaeumannomyces tritici R3-111a-1 is the source of this 1110-nucleotide messenger RNA. RefSeq lists its product as hypothetical. NCBI's taxonomy places the organism in Eukaryota, Fungi, Ascomycota, Sordariomycetes, Magnaporthales, Magnaporthaceae. The coding region runs from base 1 to 1110 and encodes 369 amino acids. The transcript has 6 exons. The record is from RefSeq and is a predicted model, not a curated record.
AUGAAGAAGAAGGCGAGAGUCGAUGUUGUGCAGCAGCAGCAGCAGCCGCCGCCGCCAUCAUGGCCGCCGCAACCUCAACAACAGCCGAUGCCGCCGAUGCCAUCGACGAUUCAGCCGAUGCAGGCACACAACCAGUCUCCCUUCACUAACACCCCGUGGUAUAGCCCGCAAACCACAUAUGUCCAGCCGGACAUGUCGCGUCGCGAUGACACCAUGGGCUACCGCUACACUCCCCAGCAGCAGCAACAGCAGCAGCACCAUGCCGCCCCCGUCCAGCAGCCAUCCAUGAACGUCGCCCAGCAGCAGCACGUUCAGCAGGGGCAGCACCCGGGGCAGCACGCGACCCAGCAGCAUGCGCAAAUCCACCAGCAGCAACACCAGCAUCAGCAACAGCAGCAGCAACAACAACAACAGCAGCACCAGCACCAGCCGGCUGCACAUGGCCAGCAGCACAAUGCUACCCAGCCGGCGCAACCGCAACAGGGGCAGCAGCCACAGCCCCAGCAACCCCAGCAGCAACAGGCCACCCCGGUCCCGGCCCCUGCGCCGACCCCGCGCCAGCGCAAGCGCCCGGCCCCUACUUCAACACCACAGUCGGUCCCGGCCGCGCCCCCUCCCGCGCCCGCCGCCGUCAUGCCUACGGCCGUCACCGCGACCCCAGCCACGCCCACGGCGGCCCCCACGGCAAUUACCGCCCCAGUCCCUACCCCAACGCCGGUGCCGGUACCCGCCAAGACGGAGCCAAAUGACGAUGCAAACUCAACCCCUCAGCCGCCCCCGGCCAAGAAGGGCCGCACAAACACUCCCUGGACGGCCCAGGAGGAGCUGCGCCUAAAGCAGAUGCGCGACGCCGGCAAUAGCUGGGCCGAGAUCGCUAAGACCUUCCCGACCCGAACGGAGGGUAGUGUGAAAAAGCAUUGGUACAAGGACAUGCACUAUGCCGAAUUUGCCGAGAAUGAGAGCCAGGAGCUUCUGCAUGCAAUCAAAGAGUAUGAGGCCAGCAAAUGGAAGGUUAUCGGGAACAAGGUUGGGAAACCGGCCAAGGCUUGCGAACAAUAUGCCAAGGAGCACUUCCCCGACCUUUUCCAGAAUGGCCCAAAGGCGAGAUAG